Sorghum bicolor (sorghum) is the source of this 1488-nucleotide messenger RNA. RefSeq names its product putative protein TPRXL. The transcript has a single exon. NCBI's taxonomy places the organism in Eukaryota, Viridiplantae, Streptophyta, Magnoliopsida, Poales, Poaceae. Bases 129 to 1220 code for a protein of 363 amino acids. The record is from RefSeq and is a predicted model, not a curated record.
UUUUCCAACAAAACGAUCAACAAACACGUAUAAAUAGAGCAUUGCUUGCAUAGUAGAGCCCAGCACAAACACGCCUCGUCUCGUUCCUCUCUUCUCUCGCUCUCGCUUUGCCCGAGCAAGAAACCGAAAUGCACAAGCAAACCCAACCCAUCUCCUGCUCAGUUGCCCCUGCAAACCAAGACAGCAAGAAGCCAUCAUCCAUGGCGUGCGAGCAAGUAGGAGCCGACGAGCCGACAGGCCGAUCGUCGGGCGGUGCCGAACAUCAUCUGGUGCCAUCGGCGCCCGCCGACGACUUCGAGUUCUGCAUACUCUCGUCCGGCGGCCUCGCGCCGGCAGGGGACGACGCGGCCGACAUGUGCGUCGCCGACGAGGUCUUCUCCGGCGGCAAGCUCCUCCCGCUCCGCCUCUCCUCGGCGGCCUCGGCCGACGCGUCGUCCGCACCACUGCUGCUGCUGCGCUCGGACUCGCUGGACGGCGCCACGACUUGGACGACCACCAGCAGCAGCAGCGGCUUCAGCUCCCGCUCCCGCAGCCGCAGCAGCAGCAGCUGCGUCAGCCGGAGCACGUCGUCCAGCAGCGCGUCGUCCUCGGACCACGCCGCCGGGCCCGUCAGCUCGUCGUCGUCCAGCAAGAGCGCGUGCGCGUCCUCCGCCGACGCCGCCGUCCCGCUCCCGCCGCGGCGCUCGCAGUCCGGCUCGGGCAGCGUGUUCUACGCGCACCCGAGCCCGUCGCCGCGCCCGCCGCCGCGCGGCCGGAGCCGAACAGCCGCCACGCCCGCGGCGGCGCGCCGCAUGAGCACCGGGUCCGCGCCGCCGCCGUCGUGGGGCGUCAUACGCCUCGGCGUCGUCGGCGCUCCCGAGGUGUACGCGCCGCGCCCGGCCGAGUACAGGAAAGUGUCCGCGUCGAGGAGCGCGAGGUUCGAGCAGCAGCACAGGGCCGCGGACAAGAAGCUUGCGCUGGGACUUCUGGGAGCCGGCCUGGUGUGCUCGUGCUCCCCCGACGCCGUCGCGCCGGUGGGCUCGGCGGAGGUGGCGGCGGCUGAGGCGAGGCGGAGGAGGAAGAAGGCGGAAGAGAAGAAGAGAUCGGCGUCGGCGACGGCGGAGCAGAAUGGGACGAAGGGCAGCACUGCUCGGAGUCGGAGUCGGAGGAGCAGGAUUCUCGAGUGGCUGGAGGACCUCUCCAUUUCCAAGGAGAAGAGCACCGUGUCGUCGUGUAGAUAGAAUAGAACAGAUCGUCGAUCUCCUGAUGAUGACAUUUGUUUUUUUUUCCCACAUUUUUUCGUUCUUUCAUGGCUCCUUUCGUCGUAUCAGUAUCACUAUCACCCAUGGAAAUAUUUACCACCACUCUUCCAUUUGUUUCCACCAGCAUUUAGUUCAACUAGUUCAUCAGCCAAACAAUUCAUCGAUAACCUAUUUAUUUAGUCAUGGCUGAAAAUACUGUUUUCUAAUUUUUUUUUAAAGAAAAACACCGGCUCAGUCGUGUUAUUGA